GGGUUGAUUAUUGCAAUGUUUGACUACAGCCGGCAUUUCAAUAGAUUGUAGAGAUUUGGAAAAUAAACUGAAAUCUCUUUGACAGAUAAAGUCAGUUAUUUCUUAAGACUUAUCCUGGAGUUUGCUAGUUAAAUAUUGCGUGAACAUUUCCCCACGGUUGUUACAUGGUUGUAGGUGUCUGCGAUAAUGACAGAGGAUACAAUAUAAGUACCGAAAAGGAAUGUCGGCAGUGCAGACGUGGACGCUGUGGCAACGGAUGCCUCCUAGGUACCAGUUGACUACACACACGUUUGACAACGAUGCCGACGAUUUUACUGUCAUUGGUAACGCAACAGACAGGACACAGAGUCCUCGAACGCUUCCAUCUUCGAGGCCAGUUUCUAGCGGUCGUCGGACCAGUCGCCCUGACUCCCGGUCUUUAUCCUUCAGAGAGACGUACAGAGAAACGACCAGAGAUACGCACAAGGACAGCUUCAUGCUCUCCAGUAAUCAAACUGACCUAGUUCAAAAUGAAAUAUCCAGAGCAUUAAAGCAGCAGACGUCAAAGAGUUUCUCUUUUCCCAAGAGGAACUCCGAUUAUGUAAGCACUUUUCAGAAGCAGAGGCGGGUCAACUCUGCACGACGACGUUUAGCGGAAGCGCCACCUUCACCUAACGUCACUGCAUCACAACAGACUCCGGAAGUUUUAACUUCACCGCGCGCACACACUGCACCGCAAUUUCCGGUGACAAACCCUGAAACACACAAAGAAAAACAGCCAAAGAUCAGCGAAACAGCUGUACCAGAUGCAAAAUCAUUGCGUAUAAAUAUUAAAUCAAAAUCUAUCGGUGAACCGAGCAAAGUGGACAUGUUUCAAUUUGACGAUACAAAGUCAGUGUCAAGUACAACAAGCUCGGUGCAUAAAUCUCGUGAUUCAGAAACAAAAGCGAAAAAAUACGUAGUUCAAGAUACAGAUCGAGCGACAGUUUACCUAGACAGUGGUAAAGUAAUGUAUUUUGGAAAAUCCAGACAUGACUUAACUCAGUUACUGAAGACACAGUCAUUACGCGCGGACAGAAGUAAUUGUUUUCUUGCUGAAAUACGUCGGGAUUAUCUGAAACACCCAAAAUACGACCGCGGCCGCAACACUCACAAAAAGCCCGAGAAUGACCCAAGACGUAUUGCAAAUGAAAGGGUUGAUUAUAACCGUAGGGUAGAACAUAUUCUUAAUUAUUACGAUGAAAAUGGAAAUAUCGCUAAGCCUUCUCAAUCUCGCCCUACCUCUGGUCUCAGAGUGAAGUCACCAAAAGGCGCACGUGUAAAAGGAUUAUCUUUAACCCCGGCAGCCCCAUCACGGCCACCGUCACGGACGCCUUCACCGGAUCCCUUGGAUGCAAACAGUGAUUUCAUUAGGUUAAACAGGCAGUUAAAGUUACAUGAACGACAGUUCUACCUACGCACACCCGGCAUGCAGCACGGGAACAGCGUGGCUGACUUGGAUAAAUGCCGUUGCAGUAUGUGCCGAAUGGAACUCCAACUAGCACUAGUCACCGGAUUCGUAGCACACACGGGGCUUAAUAUGAAAGCGAACGAGGCCGUUGCUGAUCCAGAUCAGGCUGAGAAGAAAAAAGAUACUGAUUUUUCAAACAAUCCAAAGGAAAAAUCAAACGAAUUCAUUAAAACAAAUAAAAAGAAUGUAAACGGAAAGAAUUCCACACAAAAGGUAUCUUUUCAACAUCCUGAGGUUGAAUUAGUCGCACAAGCCCAGGAAACUAGAUUCAUCAGUUGUAAACUUCCGGAAGUAGAUCAGGUGACUGUCAGUGAAUCGGGAUUUGAAAGUGCUAGAACCCAUGACGUUGUUUCUACUGGUCCGGACGAUAUUGAUACGGAAUUGUGACCAAGCAGCUUACACAUUUAACUUUUCGUUAUUUUAAAUGUACAGUGUAUUUAUCUCUAUAAUGGAAUCUCAUUAUACUGAUAUAAGAGGUGUUGUACAGUAAGAAUAAAUUCUUCUUGAUUAAAACAUGGGUGUUUAAGGGAAAUUAUUCAAAACAGAAAUAGUUUUAAGUAUUUACAAAGAAUAACGUGUUUAACCUGUUACUGCUACAGUUAGGACAGUCAUGCUCUAACAAUAUUUGAAAUGAAUGGCGAACUAUCAUUAAAAAAUAAAAAUGAUUCCCGAACUUCAAGUUAUACUAUCAACUGUCUACUUUAAGAACAUUUGCGGAGAAGCAAUCUACAAAAUGUAAAACAUAACGAACUGUAGGCCUUAUCAAAUACAGGAUGUACACUCGCUUAGGAAGUUCAAGUCUUUAAAGACUCCUAGACAUUUUUUAUUAAAAAUUUAAAGUAUUAA
This is a messenger RNA of Mercenaria mercenaria, 2335 nucleotides long. RefSeq lists its product as uncharacterized. Lineage: Eukaryota; Metazoa; Mollusca; Bivalvia; Venerida; Veneridae. The record is from RefSeq and is a predicted model, not a curated record. The transcript is spliced from 2 exons. The coding region runs from base 221 to 1876 and encodes 551 amino acids.